CUGAUUCAUUACAUAACUCACAUUGUAAUAAGCCAGAUGGCAAAAUAUAUAUGAUAUCGUCAAUAGCCAGCUGGAGGAGAUGUUCUCCUGGGGCUAAAAGCAACAGUAACAUCCCCCCUUAGGGUUUAGCCGCAUUUAAGUGGCAAAUGUACUUCACGUUUCAAUAUCAUUGAGAGAAAAAGGGAUCAAAUUAGAGUCAGCUGUUAUCGCGAUGUCAUACAACAUACGCAUGCGCACUAAGCUGGCUUCCGUUUUUAUUUCUUCACUUCAAAAUUUUUGAAUUCCUUUUAAUCAAUUACCAUGCACAGCUAUUAAGCAUGUCUCGUCCACCACACACACUGUUAUAAUACAUUAUUCAACAAUUCUACACAGUUAUAAAUAACAACACUAUCCUUUAUAAAACAUUUCCAAUAACAGAUAACAUUGGCAAACCGUUCCAUCUUUUAAAGACUGAAUGUAAAUACUAUAUGGAAGAGAUAUCUAGCACUGUCUCUGUAAAUUCAUUGUGAAAUUCCAGUGACAUAUUUGCUCUGAACUGAGAUCUGCUGAUAGCAAACGUUCUGCCAUAAAUGGAGUGUAUACAAAGUGAGUUUGUGUGCUAAUUAAACUUGGAUAAAUUUUCAUAAGUUUUUAGAUAAAGGUAACAUUGGACAGAAAUACAGCAGCUGAAAAAUAGUAAAGAAUAAACAAUAGAAACAAAAUCAACAAGAAAUAUAUAGAAAUAUUUUGAUUUGAAAAAGAAAAAAAUAUUGCAAAAACGUCAGAUACUUAGAUUGAUUUUUUUCUUGAAGACAUGCCUAGAGAUAGAGGAAAACCAUCACAUGACUUUAAUAUCUAUGGAAAGUCUAUCUCCCAGAAUGGUAACCGACUUAGACAUAAGCGUAUUCAUACAGGGAAGAAACAAUAUUGCUGUGAUAUCUGUGGGAAAUCAUUCUCUGUACAUUGUCACUUAACAUCCCACCAACGUGUACAUACAGGAGAGAAGCCAUAUGGAUGUGAUAUCUGUGGCAAAUCAUUCUCUCAGAAUGGACACCUAACUAAACACAAACGUACUCAUACAGGAGAGAAACCAUAUGAUUGUGAUAUCUGUGGUAAAUCAUUCUCUCAGAAUGGAAGCCUAACCACACACAAACGUAUUCAUACAGGUGAAACAGCAAAUUACUGUGAUAUCUGUGGUAAAUCAUUCUCUCAGUUUCAUUACUUAACUUCUCACAAGCGUAUUCAUACUGGAGAAAAGCCAUAUUGCUGUGAUACUUGUGGUAAAUCAUAUUCUAUACGUAGUAGCUUAAUAGCUCACCAGCAUAUACACACUGGAGAGAAACCAUAUCACUGUGGUAUUUGUGGUAAAUCAUUCUCUAAUUGUAGUGCUUUGAAUUCUCACAAGCGAAUUCAUACAGGAGAGAAGCCAUUUUGCUGUGAUAUCUGUGGUAAAUCAUUCUCUCAGACUUCUGCUCUAACUACACACAAGCGUAUUCAUACAGGAGAGAAGCCAUAUCAUUGUGGUAUUUGUGGUAAAUCUUUCACACAAAAUGCUUUCUUAAUUUCUCACAAACGGAUUCAUACAGGUGAGAAGCCAUAUCAGUGUGAUAUCUGUGGCAAAUCAUUCUCUGCCAGUGGUGUGUUAACAUCUCACCAACGUAUACAUACAGGAGAGAAGACAUAUCACUGUGGUAUUUGUGGUAAAUCAUUCUCUGGAAGUAGUGCUUUCAAUUCUCACAAGCGAAUUCAUACAGGAGAGAAGCCGUAUUGCUGUAAUAUAUGUGGUAAAUCAUUCUCUCAAAGUAAUGACUUAACGAAACACAAGCGAAUACAUACAGGAGAGAAGCCAUAUCACUGUAAUAUCUGUGGUAAAUCAUUUAUUGGAAGUAGUCACUUAAGGAUACACAAGCGUAUUCAUACAGGUGAGAAACCAUAUAAGUGUGGCAUUUGUGGUAAAUCUUUCACCCGAAAUACUACCUUAACUUCUCACAAACUGAUUCAUACAGGAGAGAAGCCAUAUCAGUGUGAUAUCUGUAGAAAAUCAUUCUCUCGAUUUGAAUGCAUCACUGCACACAAGCGUUUACAUACAGGGGAAAAGCCAUAUCACUGUAAUAUCUGUGGUAAAGCAUUCACUGUAAGUUGUAGUUUACGAACACACAAACGUAUUCAUACAGGAGAGAAACCUUAUCGCUGUGAUAUCUGUGGUAAAUCAUUCUGUGGCAGUAAUGCCUUAAAAGUACAUAGAUAUAUUCAUACAGGAAAGAAGCCAUAUAACUGUGAUAUCUGUGGCAAAUCAUUCUGUCAAAAUGAUGCCUUAAAAGUACAUAAGCGUAUUCACACAGGAGAGAAGCCAUACAGUUGUGAUAUCUGUGGUAAAUCAUUUCCUCAAAAUAUUCACUUAACUCGGCACAAACGUAGUCAUACAGGAGAGAAGCCAUAUCGCUGUAAUAUCUGUGGUAAAUCAUUUUCUGGAAGUAGUGCAUUAAGUACACACAAACAUAUUCAUACAGGAGAGAAGCCAUACCACUGUGAUAUCUGCAAUAAAUCUUUCUCUCGGAAUGACAAUUUGACUACUCACAAACGUAUUCAUACAGGAGAAAAGCCAUUUCAAUGUGAUAUUUGUAAGAAGUCAUUCUCUGACAGUAGUAGUUUAAUAAUACACAAGCGUAUUCAUACAGGAGCGAAGCCAUUUGAAUGUGAUAUUUGUGAAAAGUCAUUCUCUCAAAGUAGUAAUUUAAUGACACACAAGCGUAGUCACACGGGUGAGAAGCCAUAUCAGUGUGAUAUCUGCAGUAAAUCAUUCUCUGUAAGUUCUGGUUUAACAGUGCAUAAACGUAUUCAUACAGGAGAGAAACCUUAUCACUGCAAUAUCUGCAGUAAAUCAUUCUCUUCUUUCUCUGAGAAUGGUACCCUAACCACUCACAAAUGUAUUCAUACAGGAGAGAAGCCAUAUCACUGUGAUAUCUGUGGUAAAUCAUUCUCCCAGAGAUCUAACCUAACCAAACACAAAUGUAUUCAUACAGGAGAGAAGCCAUAUCACUGUGAUACAUGUGGUAAAUCAUUCUCUGCACUUAGAGCCUUAACUUCCCACAAACGUAUACAUACAGGAGAAAAACCAUAUCAUUGUGAUGUCUGUGGUAAAUCAUUCUCUCGACUUGAUUCCUUAACUACUCACAAGCGUAUUCAUACAGGAGAGAGGCCAUAUCAUUGUGAUGUUUGUGGUAAAUCAUUCUCUCAAGGUAAUGACUUAACUAAACAUAAACGUAUUCACACAGGAGAGAGGCCAUAUCACUGUGAUAUCUGUGGUAAAUCAUUCACUCAGUUUAGUGGAUUAAGUAAUCACAAACAUAUUCAUACAGGAGAAAAGCCAUAUUGCUGUGAUGUUUGUGGUAAAUCAUUCUCUCGAAAUAGUAUUUUAAGUGCUCACAAACGUAUUCAUACAGGAAAGAAGCCAUAUCAGUGUGAUAUCUGUGGUAAAUCUUUCUCACAAUCUCUAAACUUAACUGUACACAAGCGUAUUCAUACAGGCGAGACACCAUAUCACUGCAAUAUCUGUGGUAAGUCAUUCUCUGUAAGAAGUUCCUUAACCACACACAGACGUAUUCAUACAGGAGAGAAGCCAUACCAAUGUAGUACCUGUUGUAAAUCAUUCUCUGUAAGUAGUAGCUUAACAAUACAUAAACGUACACAUACAGGAGAGAAGCCUUAUAAAUGUGAUAUUUGUAGCAGAUCAUUUUCUCAACUUGGUAAUUUAAGGGCACACAAAUGUGCUCAUACAGGAUAGAAGCCACAUCAAUGAUAUUUGUGGUAAAUCAUUCUCUCAAAGUCAUGACUUAACCGGACACUUAUGUAUCCAGAUAAAAGUGUAACUGUAUCCAUACGAAAAUUCUUAACAACAAACAUUUUAAGUUCCUCCUGAAGUGAGGUGGGCUUAGCUUUGUGAACUUAACCCAUGACAACAACCAAGCCACUCAUCAUGGCCCCCUUUCUGAGGCAAUUUUUGACAACUGAUUGAACUUUUUUUUAUACCAACCUCUUGGUCACCUCUCACAGCAUAUAAGGAUAUGAAAGAAACACCUACCCUCUGUAACUGUAAUUGUAUUCCCACUGGAAAGAAGAUGUGACUGAUAACAGCUUCCCAACAUUAUUGAGAUGAAUUUUUAAUAAAAGACAUUUCCUCAA
Molecule: messenger RNA, 4161 nt
Organism: Octopus bimaculoides (California two-spot octopus)
Lineage: Eukaryota; Metazoa; Mollusca; Cephalopoda; Octopoda; Octopodidae
Biological process (GO): regulation of transcription by RNA polymerase II
Cellular component (GO): chromatin; PcG protein complex; transcription regulator complex
Molecular function (GO): RNA polymerase II cis-regulatory region sequence-specific DNA binding; DNA-binding transcription factor activity, RNA polymerase II-specific
Source: RefSeq, a predicted model, not a curated record